AUGGAAUUCUGGUGGUUGGUGGCAUUUGGAGAAGGAGAUCGUCUCGAUCAAUUGAGUGAACCAACCUAUACCUUUGUCGAUAGACAACAAGCUGUCUAUGUCCCAGGCAAGAACAAUCGUUGUGUAAUGAAAUGGGACAGAUAUGCAAAAGAAGGUAUUGUCGUUGCUGGAGACCAAGGUGAGGGAAGUGCUCUAGCACAAUUGGCAAAUCCUAAAGGAGUGUUCGUCGAUAGUUUGGAUAGACUCUAUGUAGCAGAUACGAACAACGAUCGAGUGAUGCGUUGGUCAAAAGGAGCGACACAAGGCACUGUUAUUAUGGGUGGCAAUGGUGUAGGAGACAACGAAAAUUAA
Molecule: messenger RNA, 351 nt
Organism: Rotaria socialis
Lineage: Eukaryota; Metazoa; Rotifera; Eurotatoria; Philodinida; Philodinidae
Source: the annotation of a GenBank genome assembly